GAAAAUGGCAACCUGUGCAUGUCUCAUUCCACAAGAAGAUGACUAACCAUCAUGAUGCCUAAGAAUCAAGUGAGUGUGACUUCUCCAAGUACCUCAUAGUGUUCUCCUCUGUUUCCUCCACACCGCUGCUCUACACGGCUGCUGAGACAUGGCAGAAAAUGAAGAUGAGAAGCAGACCCAGGCUGGGCAGAUUUUUCAGAACUUUGUCCAGGCUUCCACGUGCAAAGGCACUCUCCAGGCCUUCAACAUCCUCACACGACACCUGGACCUAGAUCCUCUGGACCACAGGAACUUCUAUUGUAAGCUCAAGUCCAAGGUGACCACCUGGAAGGCCAAAGCCCUAUGGCACAAAUUGGACAAGCGUGGGUCUCAUAAAGAAUAUAAGCGAGGAAAGUCAUGUAUGAACACCAAGUGUCUCAUCGUUGGGGGAGGACCAUGUGGCUUGCGCACUGCCAUUGAACUUGCCUACCUAGGGGCCAAAGUGGUCGUGGUGGAGAAGAGGGACACCUUCUCCCGGAAUAACGUGCUGCACCUCUGGCCAUUCACCAUUCAUGAUCUGCGGGGCCUCGGAGCCAAGAAGUUCUAUGGGAAGUUCUGUGCCGGCUCCAUUGACCACAUUAGUAUUCGUCAGCUUCAGCUCAUCUUAUUCAAGGUGGCCUUGAUGCUGGGAGUUGAAAUUCAUGUGAAUGUGGAAUUUGUGAAAGUUCUAGAACCUCCUGAAGAUCAAGAAAAUCAAAAAAUUGGCUGGCGGGCAGAAUUUCUCCCUGCAGACCACUCUCUGUCGGAGUUUGAAUUUGACGUCAUCAUUGGCGCUGAUGGCCGCAGGAACACUCUGGAAGGGUUCAGAAGAAAAGAAUUCCGUGGGAAGCUGGCUAUUGCAAUCACUGCCAACUUCAUAAACAGAAACAGCACAGCUGAGGCCAAGGUGGAAGAGAUUAGCGGUGUGGCUUUCAUCUUCAAUCAGAAAUUCUUUCAGGACCUCAAAGAAGAAACAGGGAUUGAUCUUGAGAACAUUGUUUACUACAAGGACUGCACCCACUAUUUUGUCAUGACAGCUAAGAAGCAGAGCCUGCUUGACAAGGGCGUCAUCAUUAAUGACUACAUUGACACUGAGAUGCUACUGUGUACGGAGAAUGUGAACCAGGAUAACCUGCUCGCCUAUGCCCGAGAAGCUGCAGACUUUGCCACCAAUUACCAGCUGCCAUCUUUAGACUUUGCCAUGAACCACUACGGGCAGCCUGAUGUGGCCAUGUUUGACUUCACCUCCAUGUAUGCCUCAGAGAAUGCAGCCCUGGUGCGCGAGCGGCAGGCACAUCAGCUUCUUGUGGCCCUUGUGGGCGACAGCUUACUAGAGCCCUUUUGGCCCAUGGGCACAGGCUGUGCUCGUGGCUUCCUGGCAGCCUUUGACACGGCAUGGAUGGUGAAGAGCUGGGACCAGGGAACUCCUCCCCUGGAGCUGCUGGCUGAAAGAGAAAGUCUUUACCGGCUGUUACCUCAAACCACCCCGGAGAACAUCAACAAGAACUUUGAACAGUACACGUUGGACCCAGGGACGCGGUACCCAAACCUCAACUCACACUGUGUCAGGCCCCAUCAGGUGAAGCACUUGUACAUCACUAAGGAGCUCUGCUACCCUCUUGAAAGGCUGGGCUCAGUGAGAAGAUCCGUUAACCUCUCCAGACGGGAGUCAGACAUCCGGCCCAGCAAGCUCUUAACCUGGUGCCAGCAGCAGACUGAGGGCUACCAGCACGUCAACAUCACUGACCUGACCACAUCCUGGCGCAGCGGCCUGGCCCUUUGUGCCAUCAUCCACCGCUUCCGGCCUGAGCUUAUCAACUUUGACUCUUUGAAUGAAGAUGAUGCUGUAAGGAACAACCAGCUGGCAUUCGAUGUGGCUGAGCGUGAAUUUGGGAUCCCCCCCGUGACCACUGGCAAAGAGAUGGCGUCAGGUCAGGAGCCUGACAAGCUCAGCAUAGUCAUGUACCUCUCCAAGUUCUACGAGCUCUUCCGGGGCACCCCGCUGAGGACUGUGGAUUCUUGGGGCAAAUACUAUGGAGAAAAUACUGACCUCAGCUUGGCCAAAUCAUCCAUUUCUAAUAAUUAUCUCAAUCUCACGUUGCCAAGGAAGAGGACUCCACGAGUGGAUGGCCAAACUGAAGAGAAUGACAUGAACAAACGGAGGCGGAAAGGCUUCAACAAUCUGGAUGAGCCGUCAAAUUUUUCCAGCCGAAGCCUGGGCUCCAAUCAAGUGUGUGGCAGCAUUAAAGAAGGUGGAAAUCAGAACAAAGUUAAAUCCAUUGCAAAUCAGCUACUGGCCAAGUUUGAGGAGAGCACUCUGAAUCCUUCACUCCUGAAGCAGGAACGCAGUAUCUCAGGGAUAGGUAAGCCUGCCCUGUGCUCUUCCUCUGCCUCUCCUGUUAACCCUCGCUGCCCCAAGCCGAAGGACCCCACACCCAGCCCAUCACUUCCUCUGAAAAGGCAGCUUCCAUCGGUGGCUAUGCCUGGGCACAUGCACAGAGAGCUAAAGCAAAUGUCUGCUGGUGGCGAGUGCUCAAGCAGGCCCUGGAGAGCCAGGGCCAAGUCGGACCUGCAGCUGGGUGGGCCCGAAAGUCCAGCUGUCUGCCCUCCUACCUGUCAGGGAGCGCUGGCCCUCUCCGGGGUGCUGCGGCGCCUGCAAGAAGUGGAGGAGAAGAUUCUCCAGAAGAGGGCUCAGAACUUGGCCAACAGGGAAUUUCAUCAAAAGAAUAUUAAGGAGAAGGCGGCUCAACUUGCUUCCAUGUUUGGACAAGGGGACUUCCCGCAGAGUAAACUACUCUCUAAAGGCCUGUCUCCUACUCAUCCUCCGUCUCCUCCCUCUUGCCUUCCAUCUCCUGAUCCAGCUGCUACUUCCUCUCCAUCAACUAUUGACUCUGCUUCUCCUGCCAGAAAGCUGACAGUAGGGAAGGUGUCCAGUGGAAUAGGGGCUGCAGCUGAAGUCCUGGUCAAUCUGUACAUGAAUGAUCACAGACCUAAGACCCAGGCCGCCUCUCCAGACCUGGAUUGUAUACGAAAGGUGUGCCCCCUGACCCUGGGCGGCAGCGACACCUGCUACUUCUGUAAGAAGCGUGUGUAUGUGAUGGAGCGCCUGAGUGCAGAAGGCCACUUCUUCCACCGCGAGUGCUUCCGCUGCAGCGUCUGUGCCACCACCUUGCGUCUGGCCGCCUAUGCCUUCGACUGUGAUGAAGACAAAUUUUACUGCAAACCUCAUUUCAUUCUCUGUAAAACCAAUAAUAAACAACGAAAGAGACGGGCAGAAUUGAAGCAACAAAGAGAGGAGGAGGAGAUGUGGAAAGAACAGGAAGCCCCUCUUCGAGAAACUGCCACCGAAAGUUCUUGUGCAGCUGUAGCCAUUGGCACCCCCGAAGGCAGCCCCCCAGUUCAUUUCAGCCUUCCAGUUCUACACCCACUUUUUGGCUGACACACUUCUGCUCCGAGAAUCUCCUUCCCUUUAUAGAAUGUCAACCAAAGAGUGUCCUCCUUCCCUCUCAGCCUCUUCUUUAACUAGCCUCCCCCAUCUCAUUGCAACGCAUGUGUGUGACCUUUGGUUAUCAUUUACAGUGCCACAUGGAACCCUGUAUUUUGCACACAGCAAACAAUGUGUAGCUUUAUUUAUGGUAUUUGAUGCUGUAAAUGAAAAUAAAUAUGUUCUUUAUAAAGCUCA
This is a messenger RNA of Orycteropus afer afer, 3700 nucleotides long. Its product is annotated as F-actin-monooxygenase MICAL2. NCBI's taxonomy places the organism in Eukaryota, Metazoa, Chordata, Mammalia, Tubulidentata, Orycteropodidae. The record is from RefSeq and is a predicted model, not a curated record. Gene Ontology annotation, molecular function: protein binding; FAD binding.